UCUCCCAUCGUGAAUCUUUACCUACUAGAGAAUCCACAUUAACCCAUUGGAAGGCCUCAAGGGCAUCCAUCCAUAGCGAUUGUUUAGGUUGGAAAAUACAUUUGAGGAGAGAACUUACAGAGGCGGCAAAAUGGCGGUGGGGAUAUCGGAGGUGGAGAUCAUCAAACCCCGCACGGAUAAGCGCGAAUACCGAAGAAUCAUCCUCUCUAAUUCUUUGGAGGUUCUUCUCAUUAGCGAUCCCGAUACCGACAAGGCCGCUGCUUCUAUGAAUGUUUCUAUCGGCUACUUCUGCGAUCCCGAGGGUUUGGAGGGUUUGGCGCACUUUCUUGAACAUAUGCUAUUUUAUGCUAGUGAGAAAUAUCCAGUUGAAGAUAGUUACUCAAAAUAUAUCACAGAGCAUGGAGGAUCCACUAAUGCCUAUACAUCUGCUGAGCAUACAAAUUUCUACUUUGAUAUCAAUGCUGACUGCUUGGACGAUGCCUUGGAUAGAUUUGCACAGUUUUUUAUCAAGCCGUUAAUGUCUUCUGAUGCUACUCUUAGGGAAAUAAAAGCGGUUGACUCUGAGAAUCAGAAAAAUCUAUUAUCUGAUGCUUGGAGGAUGAAUCAGCUUCAAAAGCAUCUAUGUUCAAAGGACCAUCCAUAUCAUAAAUUCAGUACUGGAAAUUGGGAUACACUGGAGGUCAAGCCAAAGGCAAAAGGAUUGGACACGAGGAUUGAACUGAUCAAAUUUUACGAAGAAAACUAUUCAGCUAACUUAAUGCACCUUGUUGUAUAUGGAAGAGAGAGCCUUGAUAGUCUUCAAAGCCUGAUCGAGAGCAAGUUCCAGGAUAUCCGAAAUAUUGAACGGAACCAAAUCAGCUUUCUUGGUCAGCCUUGUUCAAAUGAACAUCUCCAGAUCCUUGUUAGAGCAGUUCCAAUCAAGCAAGGUCAUACACUCAGAAUUAUAUGGCCAAUCACCCCUAGCAUUCACAACUACAAGGAGUGUCCUUGCAGGUACCUUGGUCAUCUUAUUGGGCAUGAAGGAGAAGGGUCACUUUUUUACAUCUUGAAACAGUUAGGAUGGGCGGUGAGUUUGCAAGCUGGGGAAGGGGAUUGGAGUUUUGAGUUUUCCUUUUUCUCUGUAGUUAUAGAACUAACUGAUGCGGGCCAUGAUCACGUUGAAGAUGUUAUUGGCUUGUUGUUCAAAUAUAUUUGCCUCUUACAUAAAUCUGGAGUUUCAAAGUGGAUAUUUGAUGAGGUAGCCAGUAAUUUUCUCUUCUGCAUUAUUGAGGACUUUGGUAUGAACAAACUAUUAACUUAUUACUUGUCUGUGAAGCUUGCGUCUAUAUGUGAGACAGACUUCCAUUAUCGCGACAAAAGCCCUCCCAUUUACUAUACUGUUAGUGUUGCUUCAAACAUGCAGAUUUUCCCACCAGAAGAUUGGUUGGUGGCAUCAUCACUGCCAUCAAAAUUUGCUCCAAGCACAAUUCAGAAGACACUAGAUGAGUUAAGUCCAGAGAAUAUUAGAAUUUUCUGGGAAUCUAAGAAGUUUCAAGGGUAUACAGAUUGUAUUGAGCCUUGGUAUGGUACACCAUAUUCUGUCGAAAAGAUCACCGCUUCCACGAUCCAGCAAUGGGUAGAAAAGGCUCCUAAAGAAAAUUUAAGUCUUCCAAAACCUAAUAUAUUCAUUCCAAAUGAUCUUGUGCUUAAAACUGUGCAAGAAAAGGUUAAAGUUCCAUAUAUGUUAAGGAAAUCAUCGUUUUCCAGAUUGUGGUACAAACCUGACACUAUGUUCUUCACACCCAAAGCUUACAUUCGAAUUGAUUUUAACUGUCCUCACUCAAACUACUCACCCGAAGCUACGGUUCUUACCGAUGUAUUCACAAGGUUAUUGAUGGAUUAUUUGAAUGAAUAUGCCUAUGAUGCUCAAGUUGCUGGUCUGUAUUAUGCGAUUCAUCAAAUUGACACAGGAUUUCAGGUGAUUCUUGUUGGGUAUAAUCACAAAAUGAGAAUCCUUUUGGAAACAAUUGUUGGUAAAAUGAGAGACUUUGAAGUUAAGCCAGAUCGGUUUUCAGUCAUCAAGGAAACUAUAACAAAGGAGUAUGAGAAUUAUAAAUUUCAUCAGCCAUACAAGCAAGCUCUAUACUAUUGCAGUUUAAUACUGGAAGAUCAAACAUGGCACUGGAAUGAUGAAUUCGAAGUCCUUCCACAUCUUGAGGCGGAUAAUCUUGCGAAAUUCUCACCUCACUUACUUGCAAAGGCAUUUUUAGAGUGCUACAUCUCUGGAAACAUUGAACCAAGUGAAGCAGAAUCGAUUGUCCAGCAUAUAGAAGAUUGUUUUUUUAGUGGCCCAAAUCCUAUGUGUAAACCAUUAUUUCCAUCUCAACAUUCAACAAAAAGAAUUGUGAAGCUUGAAAGAGGAUUGCAAUACAGUUACCCGGUCGAGGGAUUGAAUCAGAAGGAUGAGAAUUCUGCACUUGUCCAUUAUAUUCAGGUUCAUCAAGAUGAUAUCAAGUUAAAUGUCAAACUUCAGCUAUUCGCUCUUAUUGCCAAGCAACCAGCUUUUCACCAGCUUCGAUCUGUGGAGCAACUUGGAUACAUUACUAUUCUUGCAAAUAGGAAUGAUUAUGGAGUCAGGGGAUUGCAGAUCAUUAUCCAAUCUACAGUGAAGGAUCCAGCAAAUCUUGAUUCUAGAGUCAAUGCUUUUUUUAAGAUGUUUGAAGCUAAACUUUACGAAAUGACCGAUGAGGACUUUAAGAGUAAUGUAAAUGCACUGGUUGAUAUGAAACUGGAGAAAUACAAGAACUUAAGGGAGGAAUCUGCAUUCUUCUGGCAAGAAAUUUCUAACGGAACUCUGAAGUUUGACAGGAAGGAAUCUGAGGUUGCUGCAUUGAAGGAGCUCAGAAAGGAAGAAUUGAUAUUCUUCUUCAAUAAUUAUAUCAAAAUUGAUGCACCUGAGAGAAAGACACUCAGUGUGCAAGUAUACGGCGGUCUCCAUUUGGCGGAGUACAAAAAGGUUGCUGAUCAGGAUGGGGCUGCUGCUCAAACAUAUCAAAUAAAUGAUAUAUUCAGCUUUCGAAGGUCGAGGCCUCUGUAUGGUUCAUUUAAGGGGGGUCUUGGCCAGAUGAAACUCUGACCGCCUUUCACUUACAAUAAUUCCCGCCCUCUUAGUGUUGUGAUCAGCUGAUGAACUUUCAUUGAUUUAUAAAGAAUUCUUGAGAGUGUCUUCAAUUUUUUGGAUGCACAAAGACAGUGAAAAUGAAACAUCAGAAUAUAUAUUUUUAAAAUUUUUCCGA
This is a messenger RNA of Ananas comosus (pineapple), 3275 nucleotides long. Its product is annotated as insulin-degrading enzyme-like 1, peroxisomal. Lineage: Eukaryota; Viridiplantae; Streptophyta; Magnoliopsida; Poales; Bromeliaceae. Gene Ontology annotation, biological process: peptide catabolic process. Gene Ontology annotation, cellular component: mitochondrion; cytosol. The transcript has 26 exons. The coding region runs from base 131 to 3115 and encodes 994 amino acids. Gene Ontology annotation, molecular function: metal ion binding; metalloendopeptidase activity. The record is from RefSeq and is a predicted model, not a curated record.